GCCCCUGCCCGCCCUCGCGCCCAUGGGUCCCCGGCUCCUGAGAUCUGGAAGGGAUCAUGCUCUCGGCGCGGAUCUCCACCUCUGGACCGGGAAUGCCGAGUCAAGGCCCGGUAGUGCUUCCACUGCCUACGCAUCCAGUCCGCGGCGAUUGAACCCGGUGCCGCCGGCGAACCGAAGCCGAGGCUCAUGGGCGCAGCGGGGUCCCGGGCUCCUGCGGGGACAGGAGGUGACAGCUCUGGGGGAAGUUCAAGAGAGACAUCUGGGAGACUUUCAAGAGAACAGAUUUAUGUACUGGUGUCAGCAGCAUCCAUGAACUUGGGUUGCAUGAUGGCCUAUUCCAUUCUUGGACCAUUUUUUCCCAAGGAGGCAGAAAAGAAGGGAGCCAGCAAUACCAUGAUUGGGAUGAUCUUUGGAUGCUAUGCUUUAUUUGAGUUGCUGGCGUCUCUAGUGUUUGGAAAAUAUCUUGUACAAAUUGGAGCCAAAUUUAUGUUUAUAGCAGGAAUGUUUAUCUCAGGAGGAGUUACAAUUCUCUUUGGUGUCUUGGACCAACUUCCAGAAGGACCCAUAUUUAUUGUCAUGUGUUUUCUGGUUAGAAUAGUAGAUGCCAUAGGUUUUGGUGCAGCAAUAACAGCAUCAUCUUCUAUCCUCGCAAAGGCUUUCCCAAAUAAUGUGGCUACUGUCUUGGGCAGCCUUGAGGUUUUUUCUGGACUGGGCCUGAUAGCAGGUCCCCCUUUAGGUGGCUUUUUGUAUCAAUCCUUCGGCUAUGAGGUGCCUUUUAUUCUCCUGGGGUGCAUAGUUCUGCUGAUGAUACCACUCAACCUAUGGAUUUUGCCUAGUUAUGAGUCGGAUCCAGGUGAACACUCCUUCUGGAAACUUGUCACGUUACCCAAGGUCUGUCUCAUAGCCUUUGUCAUCAUCUCCCUCAGCUCUUGCUUUGGCUUCCUGGAUCCAACCCUCUCUCUCUUUGUCUUGGAGAAGUUCAAUUUGCCAGCUGGAUACGUGGGACUGGUCUUCCUGGGUCUGGCUCUCUCCUAUACCAUUUCGUCGCCGCUGUUUGGUCUCCUCAGUGAUAGGAUGCCUAAUCUAAGGAAAUGGUUUCUGGUUUUUGGAAACUUAAUCACAGCUGCGUGCUACUUGCUCUUAGGACCUGUCCCCAUUUUGCACAUUAAAAGUCAGCUCUGGCUCCUGGUACUGGUGUUAGUUGUAAAUGGCUUCUCUGCUGGAAUGAGUAUCAUCCCAACUUUCCCGGAGAUGCUUAGCUGUGCAUAUGAAAAUGGGUUUGAAGAGGGAAUAAGUACACUGGGACUCAUCUCCGGUCUUGUUAGUGCCAUGUGGUCAGUUGGUGCUUUCAUGGGACCAAUGCUGGGCGGAUUUCUGUAUGAGAAGAUUGGUUUCGAGUGGGCAGCAGCUUUGCAAGGCCUAUGGGCUCUGAUAAGUGGACUUGCGAUGGGCUUAUUUUAUCUCUGGGAGCACUCAAAGACGAGAAGAAGUAGAUCUAAAGCUCAGAACCUCAUUGGCACAGAGGAGGAACAAACUGCUCUAUUGCCCAAUGAAACCUAGCCUUGCAAACUCUGGAUUGAUGCAGAUCAAGACACAGGUGCCUGGAGCUGUGAUAGCAGCUGCUGGAGGACCUUUCUUUGUGCCAUGCAGGGGGCUGUGCUUCCUGCACUUGCACCCUGGAAGUGUCAAGCUGAUUUUAGAUGACCCUGAACUAGGCUACACUUAGUGUAGUUGGGAGCAUCUGUGAGAAAGGGAAAACUAACAGAAGCUGGUGUUUCUAAACAACCGACCUCGCCCCGAGGGUGCUGUUAUUGACUCUUUAGCCUCCUUCUUCUUGUGUUCCUUUUUCAUUCUAAGUACAUCAAUUCUACCAAUGCACUACCUAAAAUUAAUACAUGAAAAAUUGAAACUACUUAAUACACACUGAACAUAUACAACAGAAUGAAUAAUUUUAUGAAAUCAGUUUUGAAAGAUGUGCUUUCUCUGCACUGAGAUUUUUAAAAACCCAUUAAAUAGGCAAAAUUCCUGCCUGCCAGGUAAAAACUCUAGAGCCUUCCUUCAUUUUCUAAAAAUGUUUCUGGGGAAGGAGCAAAAAAAAAAAAAAUACAUGUAGUUUCCAUUUUGUGACAUUUAAAGUUAUGAUCUAUUCAUAAGCAUUAUUUGGCAUAACAUUAUUCAUUUCCAAUCUCAGCAUCUCUUUGUUUUAGUCCCACAGUUUAUAUUGCUUUAUUGUGUUUACUACUUUUUGUACUGUUGGAAGAUGGAAGAUGUGUCCCAUCACUAGGCAGGGCAGUGCGCGAGCACACACACACACACACACACACACACACACACACACACACACACACACACACACACACACACACACACCAGCUAUGAGGGUGUGGUGCACAAUGGAGGGAUACUCCCUCGAACUUCAUGUAAAAUCCUAGCUGUACUUGAAAUGAGAAUGUCAACUUUGUACCUCCAGAUUCAUUUUCUUACUUUAGCAGUUACAUUUCUUUUCUAAUAGAAUAAAUGAGUUUUGUCUAUCUA
Cricetulus griseus (Chinese hamster) is the source of this 2535-nucleotide messenger RNA. The record is from RefSeq and is a predicted model, not a curated record. NCBI's taxonomy places the organism in Eukaryota, Metazoa, Chordata, Mammalia, Rodentia, Cricetidae.